AUGGCUACAAAUAUACAACAUGAAGAGAUAAAUUUAAGUUUGAAUAACGAUAAGAAGGCAUUUGAAGAUCUUAGUGGAUUUUUUAAUUUGCUAGCUCAAGCCCUGGAAAAAGUGGAUUAAGCUAAUAAGGAAUUGAUCGAAUGUUUGAAAAAGAUUCAAAAAUAACUGAGUUCAGAAAUACCAAAAUUAGCAGAAGUAGUUUCACUGGUAGCAGAGUCAAUGAGUGUAGGUCAGAAAAAGAAUAUGGAAUAUGUUGACUUGAUUAAGAGUAAAAUUAUAUUAAGUUUGAAUGGUCAGCUAGAACAAAUAAAGACUAAGUAGAAAUUGUUGGAUGAUUAUAAAGCUAAGACAGCGAUUGAAGCUGAUAGGGAUUAAAAAAGAAAGAAUACAGAGCCUGCAAAAUAAAAGGAAACAUAUCAAGCUUAUGAACAAGCAAAGAAGGAGAAAAUGUUGGCUGGAUAAACACUUAAUACUUAAUAUUAAAUUUAUAUUAAUGAGAAAAAUCAAGAAUUUUGUUCAAUGUGGAAGCAUUUCCUGAAUAUGCAAAUGUAUUGUUGUGCAGCAGGACUUCAAAGUUUCUCGAAAAGUGCUUAAGAAAUUCAUAAUAGAGAAUAAGAAGUAAAGAAAGAUGCAGAAAUUUUCUUAAGUAAAUUGUUAGGUAAUUAAAGAAGCAAAUGA
Paramecium tetraurelia is the source of this 678-nucleotide messenger RNA. RefSeq lists its product as uncharacterized. Lineage: Eukaryota; Ciliophora; Oligohymenophorea; Peniculida; Parameciidae. The transcript has a single exon. The record is from RefSeq and is a predicted model, not a curated record.